AGUUGUAACCUACUCACUUACCCUUCUCUCUCUCUCUCUCUCUCUCUCUCUCUCUGUCUGUAUGUCUGUUGCGCUCUGAGCAGAGAGCAAGACACAACAGUCAAUCAAAAACCGAGAACCCCACAAACUCACAGUCUCAGUUGGGUCCAAACACACUCCAAAUUUCAAAACUUUCUCUUUCUAUCUUUCUAUGUGUUAAUACGUGUGUCUGUCUCUCUCUAACCCCGACCCAACCCGACCCAUCUUUCUCUAUCUAAAAAAGAAAGAAAGUGAGAAGGGGGAUGAUGAGUGAGUAUGAACAAAAGAAAAGAUGGGGUUGAUGAAUCAUCUGUGAUACUACUCAACAAAGAAAGAAAAUAGAAAAUAGAAAAAAUAGAAAAAAAAAAAGAAAAAGGAAAUCCGAAACCCUCAGAGAGGCUUCCCCACCUAAUGGAACUAUCAGAUUUGCAAAACAACAAGCAGAGCAGCAACACAGGCACUAGUCAUCAACAUCCCCACCAUCACCACCAUCAACACCAACACCAACAACAACAAUCUUCUUCUUCUUCUUCGCAACAACAACAACAACAACAACAACUUGUGGUCCCUUUUGAUGGCAGGCCAUCACCCUUCAUUAUGGGCUCCAUCUCAAUCCAAGCUGGCCUCACCACAUCAUCUUCUUCCUCUUCCUCUUCUUCUUCUUCUUCCAAUUCUUCCUCAUCGUCCUCUUCUUCUGCUUCUGCUUCUGCCUCCGCCGCCCCCACCACAACCACCACCCCUCCUCACCUCAUCGACGCCUCCCUAGCCAUCGCCACCAGAUCUGACCCCUCUCGCUCCCCACCCCUCCUCGAUUCCGCCAAGAAAACUACCCAAAUUCAACAACAACUAUCCUCCUCCUCCUCCGCCGCCGCCGCCACCGCCCUCGCCGUCGUGAACCCGUCGAAGCGAUCCACCAAGGACAGGCACACCAAGGUCGACGGUCGCGGUCGUAGAAUUCGAAUGCCGGCGACGUGUGCGGCUAGGGUUUUCCAAUUGACGAGAGAAUUGGGGCACAAGUCGGACGGAGAGACAAUCGAAUGGCUGCUUCAGCAGGCGGAGCCGGCGAUCAUCGCGGCCACCGGAACGGGAACAAUCCCGGCGAAUUUCUCUACCCUGAACGUGUCCCUUCGGAGUAGCGGGUCGACGCUUUCGGCUCCGCCGUCAAAGUCGGCACCUCACACGUUUCAUGGGGCGUUAGCACUGUCUCACCACCCUUACGAGGAAGCGUUCCAGCACACAGCUUUGCUAGGGUUUCAUCCACACCACUCUCAGCAGCAACAUCAACAUCAUCAACAACAACAACAAAUCAUGACCGCUGAUCAAAUAGCAGAAGCACUUCCUAAUAGUGGUGGUGGUGACUCGAGCGAGAACUAUAUGAGAAAACGCUUCAGAGAAGAUCUGUUCAAAGAGGAUAACAACCAACAAUCACAAAAUGAAAGCGGUGAUGGGUCUUCUCCUUCACCCAAGGCAUUCAUGCCAAAGCAGCAGCAGCAGCAGCAGCAACAACAAGAAGAAGGUUCAUCUGGUUCAGGGCUUCUUCGGCCUUCAAAUUUGUUACCAGCAACUGCCAUGUGGGCUGUGACACCCGCACCGGCAACUGCUGCUGGAAGCACAAUUUGGAUGCUUCCGGUGAGUGCUGGUGCCCCUUCUGCUGCCUCUGCAGCUUCCGAGACUCACAUGUGGCCUUUUUCUUCACCAACUCAAACUGCUGCUGCUGCUGCAAAUACUCCGCUACAUUUCAUGCCAAGAUUCAACCUUCAAGGUGGUCUUGAAUUCCAAGGUGGACGUGGGCAUGGACCUGGGGGUACUCUACAAUUGGGUUCCAUGUUAAUGCCGCAGCAACCAUCUCAGCAUCUGGGUCUGGGCAUGUCUGACACCAACUUGGGUAUGUUGGCAGCUCUCAAUGCUUACACUAGAGCUGGUUUCAAUAUGAAUUCUGAUCACCAAACUCAUACCUUGGAGCAUCAUCAUCAACACCAACACCAACCUCAACCUACUGAGAGUGGAGAAGAUGGUGCUAAUAGCUCCCAAUGACUCACCCAAACCUGAACUUAUUGAUUGGAAGUUGAAUUUGUUAUAAUUGAGUGCUUUGAAAAAUCCAUGGGUGCUCAUCACACUCAUCCGAGAUGAGUUUCUUAGAUGUUGCUGUAGUGAUGCUUUUAUUUAAUUUUUUUUUUUUUAAUUGUCCUUCUCUUUUGAGGGAGUUUAUUUCUUUAGCUUGAUUUGGAGGUCCUUGGUAUGUGAUUUUCAGUUUGAUUUUGGUCCAAAGGGACUUAGCAGACAGAGAGAGUUUGUAUAGGAGGAAACUUGGUCUUUGGUAUUGUUAAUUUACUUAUUUUAUUUUUUUUCCUCUAUGUAUGACAAUAUGAAAAACAAUUAAAACUCAAAAGGAUUUA
Gastrolobium bilobum is the source of this 2414-nucleotide messenger RNA. Its product is annotated as transcription factor TCP8. NCBI's taxonomy places the organism in Eukaryota, Viridiplantae, Streptophyta, Magnoliopsida, Fabales, Fabaceae. Bases 430 to 2052 code for a protein of 540 amino acids. Gene Ontology annotation, cellular component: nucleus. Gene Ontology annotation, molecular function: sequence-specific DNA binding; DNA-binding transcription factor activity. The transcript is spliced from 2 exons. The record is from RefSeq and is a predicted model, not a curated record.